GCUACAACAUUGGGCUUUGCUAUGUAAAUACUGCCAUAGUAUAUUAAUCCCCCGUUCCCCAGUCUCCCUCAGAAACACCGGCUUUGCUGAUUUUAAUGUCACACUGAACGACUCAGGCAAAAUGAGAAUCCUGCUGUUACUGAUGCUCUCCGUGCUCACGGCUAUCUGCGUGGCAGACUCCUCGGAAUCCAACGAGAUAGACGAAGCUUUGUUUAUCAAAAGGAGAGACGCAAACUCUUUCGUGAGACAAGCCAAAAGGCAUUCGCCGUGGGAAAGUUCCAGAGACCGAUUCAAGACUCUUCGUGAAAGGAACAGGGAGCGGUGUGAGGAGUACAGGCCGUGCGACCGCCUGGCGAGGCAGGUGGGGCUGAAGCGAGCCAUCGGCAAGUUCUUCAGGUCGGGGAGGCAGCGGUUCAGUGGUUACCGGAGGCUGAGGGCCGGCCGCAACAGGAGGCUGCGGAAAAACAAUCGCAACCGCAGGCGCCGGUUCUGACACUGACACACACGUGGUCCUCACACACAGGCAACAUCGGCCAUUGGGAGGCUGUUGCUACCAGUGACCAAAUGCCAGUUGAGUUCCAGCACAAAAACUAUCCCCAUUCAAAACAGAGCAGCAAUGCCGCGGCUUUCUGUUGAAUCUAAAGUGAAUUAAUUGAUCGCGCUGCUAUUUGCAAGCUCCCCCCACACUCCGCGACACUCCCAAAACGCUUCAUGUUGCACGAUCAAUCAAAUCGCUCUCUGAUACCAACUCAUCUCUCAGUCCACACUAAUGGUUUGGGCUCUGGCUGAUUUGAGCCAAGUUUCUCUUCAGAGAUUUCAACUCAAAUUGGCACAGAUUCCCAAAGGUUGUCAGGAUAUUUAUCCAUCCCCACAACUCAGCUCUUCGCAACACCCUGACACUUCCCUUCCCACAAAGAAUCCUUUCCCCGUGCUCCCCACAUCCCCCUCUCCCCAAUGCACGUAAACCACCACGUACAACAAUAGGCCAGGACAACGAUCAACAGGCAAAUCAGCAAGCAGCACUGAGCUGAAACGUCCCUUGCUCUCGGUGGCCAAGCAGAACGUGGUCUGUUAAGACUGAAUGGCCUCCCUCUGCGUUGCCAACGAUCCGAUUCUAUAGUUUGCUAAACACAGCGAUAGCAAAAAACAUUGGGUAGCUGUCUGUGACUUGUUUACUGUCCCAUCUCUGAACUAUCCGCACAUCAGGAGACCUUGGUGGCCUGUGUAUUCGGUAACAAUACUCCCCUUGCACGUAGUUCCACUUAAAAGCAGCUUGAAAUAUAUCAGCUGAGCACAAGACAGCUCAACGCAUGUUAUUACCAGCGCUACCCCACAGCUGUAAUUAUAACAACCAUUUACUACACCUUCUUGUUCUCUAUCCAAAGCUUUACAACCCCAACUAUAUACGCAGUGUGUAACUGAAAUGUACAUUUAUAUAAAUACAUAGUAAAGAAAUAAAGAAA
Messenger RNA from Callorhinchus milii (elephant shark), 1463 nucleotides. Its product is annotated as matrix Gla protein-like. Gene Ontology annotation, molecular function: calcium ion binding. The record is from RefSeq and is a predicted model, not a curated record. NCBI's taxonomy places the organism in Eukaryota, Metazoa, Chordata, Chondrichthyes, Chimaeriformes, Callorhinchidae. Bases 122 to 493 code for a protein of 123 amino acids. Gene Ontology annotation, cellular component: extracellular region. The transcript has 4 exons.